Molecule: messenger RNA, 957 nt
Organism: Apodemus sylvaticus (European woodmouse)
Lineage: Eukaryota; Metazoa; Chordata; Mammalia; Rodentia; Muridae
Gene: Asb12
Product: ankyrin repeat and SOCS box containing 12
Exons: 2
Biological process (GO): intracellular signal transduction; positive regulation of transcription by RNA polymerase II
Cellular component (GO): nucleus
Molecular function (GO): protein binding; transcription cis-regulatory region binding
Source: RefSeq, a predicted model, not a curated record
AUGAGAAUAGUGCUAUUCCAAUAAACCAGAAUGAACCUCAUGGAUAUCGCCAAGAUCUUCUCUCUUCUGCAACCUGAAAAGGAGGAGGAGGACACCGACACAGGGGAAAAACAGGCUCUCAAUCAAGCUGUAUAUGACAAUGACUCCUGUACCCUGGACCACCUUCUACACCAGGAACGUUAUAAACGGUUCAUCAACAGCAGGAGUGGCUGGGGUAUACCUGGAACACCCUUGCGUUUGGCAGCUUCUUAUGGUCACUUAAAUUGUGUGAAGGUCCUCCUGGAACACGGUGCUGAUGUUGAUAGCUUGGAUGUCAAAGCACAAACACCACUUUUCACUGCUGUUAGUCAUGGUCAUCUGGAGUGUGUGAGAAUGCUUUUAGAAGCUGGUGCCUGUCCUAGUGGUAGCAUCUACAACAAUUGCUCUCCUGUUCUCACUGCCUCCCGUGAUGGGGCUUUUGCCAUCUUACAGGAGCUCCUAGGGCAUGGUGCAGAGGUUAAUGUCAAGGCUAAACUACCAGUCUGGGCAUCAAACAUAGCUUCAUGUUCUGGCCCCCUCUAUUUGGCUGCAGUCUAUGGGCACCUCGAUUGUUUCCGCCUGCUUUUGCUCUAUGGGGCAGAUCCUGAUUACAACUGCACUGACCAGGCCCUCUUAAGUCGUGUUCCACAGCCUCGCACACUCCUUGAAAUCUGCCUUCAUCAUAAUUGUGAGCCAGAGUACAUCCAGCUUUUAAUAGAUUUUGGAGCUAACAUCUACCGUCCAUCUCUCCCCUUGGACCCAACUUCACAAGAUGAUAAAGGCACCAAAUUGCUGCUACAAGCCCGAGCUACUCCACGGUCACUUCUGUCCCAGGCCCGAUUAGUUAUCCGCAGAUCCCUGUGCCGGGCCAACCAGCCACAAGCCAUCGACCAGCUGGAUAUCCCCCCUGUGUUGAUUAGCUACCUCAAGCACCAAUGA